UUUUGCUUCAGAUCUCAAAAAAUAUAUAAAAAGGUAAGAUCAUUUUUAUUCGGUGUGUACUGAAGUCGAUUUCUCUGCUACUCCAUAGAGAAACUAUUCAUUGUCUUCUUUAGCCCACAAUUAAAAAUCUGGCAUUUUUUUUCUCUGCUUAUAAAUCUAGAUAUAAGCUCAUAACCUUUUUCAUUCGGUGUGUACUUAGAUUGCCAUUUUUAUGCUACUCCAUAGAGUAACCGUUCAUCGUCUUCUUCAGAGGAAAACAUACGUUGUUUGGACCCUUGAUCGAGUUGUUUGGUCAAGAUUGUCCAUAAUUAGUUUGGUUUGGCAAUGGGUGUAAGUUUGUUUGUUGUUCAUUGUAGCUAUUAUUUCAUUUGAUUUUGGUGUGUUAGUUAAUUUGGAUUUUUGAUUAGAAGCCUUGUUCUGUUUCCUGUAUUUUACGUGUUUAGUUUUAUAUUCGUUUAAUUGUAUCUUUUACAAUUGAGGAUUAUUUAUUGUCUUGAGUGUUUCAAAUGUUCAAGAGGUUGACCAGAAUUUGUUUCUUUGGCGAAUCGUUGAAUAACAAAUGCGAGGCAUGGAUUCUUCUAUUCGUUCGAUGAAUGCGAAUGUUGACCUGAUUAGAUCAGAUUUUAAUCGUAUUAACCACCACUUGAAUCUCAUAGAGAUGAAUGAACGUAACUUUGAGAAUAAAGUGUUAGAUAAAUUAUAUGGGGAAGAUUUUCCUAAGAAGCCAUAUACAAAUGAGGACCCGGCAUUGAAUACAAAGUAUCAAGAGACAAUGUCAGAUCUUGAUUACUUUAGUCGGGUUGCUGAUGUGGGUUCUUAUGAAGGAGACGAUUGUGAUUUUGUUACAUUGGAUGUUAGUGGUGACACUAAAGGGGGAAAUGGUUGCGUUGAGGAAGUGUAUAUUACUAACCGUAAGAAGGGUAAAAGAAGAUUUGAGUCAACUGUGAAGAACAAUAAGGUUAUUAAUCUUGAUUGGCAAGAGCAAGACAAGGAUGGUGGGGUUAAGUUCUUGUGUGGGCCCUUUAUAUCGAGUGUCUCUCCUUCUCCUCAAGAAGAAGCCAUGGUGAACUACAUUUUCAAAAAACUUGAAAAAUACGAUGACAUGGAAACUAUAGCUUUAUGUGGUAGUAAGCAUAGUUUGAGUCGGAGGCAGUUAAAAACAUUAGGCCCUGACCAAUGCUUGUCUAGUUCGUUAAUAAACAUGGUUGCCUGGUAUCUUACUGAGACGGAAAGGGCUGCUUAUAAAAGCUAUCCGAAUAAGUGGUUUUUGCCGACUCGAAUGACGAGUGAUUGUCUAGGUCCCGCCAAAGCAUUUCAUUUACGUAGUUAUCGUGAGGAUAACCUGUACAUUGGACCCCUCUUUAUGUGUAGAGAGAUCCCAAUACCCAUAGUGGUGAAAGAUCAUUUUGUUAUGAUUUUGAUAUAUAUGCGUAUUAAGACCGUUGAAAUAUGGGACUCAAAAUUGGAAUCAAAUGGUACUUCAAGUGCGCGUCACUUGGUUGAUGAUGUGGCAAGAUGAACUCCGACCUCGACAACAUCAUCGAUGGCGCUGGCGCCAAGAGGAGCAAGCGUCCCAAAGCGGGGGCGCUGAAGACCGACCGGCCGGGCAAGGGCCCCAAGAGGUCCAAGAAAACCCCCCCUCCUGCUCUGCCGGUUUCGAGCUCCAUCGCUGCGGCAACUUCCCAGACCGGCGCUUCCACAACGGCGCCGUCCUCGCAGGUCGUCGCCUCGGCAGUGGCGCCGACUUCGCUGGUCGGACCCUCCGCUAUGGUUGAGUCCCAUCCUCCUGUGGUGGUUCAGUCAUCCUCAGGUCCGCCUUCUAGAAGGCCUUCUGCUUCUCGAGCACAGAAGCUAUCAGUUUCCACCCAUAUGGAUGCAUAUGUGGUCGACAAUGCGGCUGGGUCCCAUGGAUCUACGCUGGUCUCGGAUGUUAUGUCCCAGAUCGGCCAGAGCUUUGGCAGUCUCGAAGCUCUCCAAUGGCAAUGCUUGAACGAUACCCAAGACUGCACUGUCCUCUAUGAGAAGAGUAUCGAGCUCGCUGCCGCGGUAAGUAUCCUUCUAUAGUCCUUCUUCUUAGUUAUAAUCACACAGACUUGGUGCUAAUGAUAAAUUUUUCUUUUUCAGUCUCUUUCCUUUACCGCCCAGCUCAAUUAUAAGUUGAACAAUGAGAUUCACUCGAGUAAGUCUCAUGCUCAAGAGGCGAAGAAUCUCCACCUCAAAGCGAGCGAUGAUCUGAAGGCAGCGAAUGCGAAGCUUGAGGCAGGAGCCAAGGAACGUGAGGACAUGGCCACCGAGCUCGGGAAGCUGAAGACUGAGCUCGAGGAGCAUAAGAAGGAGAUCACCCAGCUUCAUGAGAUCAACAAGAAGCUUGAAGAGGAGAAGGCUGCUACCUUUGACAUCAUGGAGGAUGCAAAAGCUCGUCUCCUUGCUGAGUACAAAGAGAAGAAGUAACAAGCGGUUGACUCGGCCAUGUACUGAAUGUGGGCCUACAAUGAAGAUCUGGAUACCAGCUUCUUAGGUCCUCACGAAGCGACUCUUCUUGACAGGUGGAAUGCUCGGCUCGAGAAGGAAGAGGCUGAGGAGCUCGAGAAGGAAAAAGCUGCUCGGGAUGCUGUUUCGGAGGGAGCCCAGGAGGACAGCCAUGCUAUUCGUCCUGAGGAAUCCGGUGUUGCUGAUGCUGAGAAGGCCAAGGAGACUCCUCUUCCUUAAACCUGAUCUCGGGGAAACCAUCUAUUGGGGCUGCGUCCCCUUAUUAUUUUAAUUUAUGCCCUCGGGGCUGAUACAAUUUCUUUAAAUAUUACUUAUAUAUAUUUUACAUUUCUUGGCUCGAAAUAUUUUGCACAUUUUUUAUGGAUGAAUCAUUUAUGUUUAUUUAUUCAUACAAACAUAUUGUGGAUUUAGGUUCGAAGCUCAAUGCAUUCAUGCAUAGGUUGUUCAAAUUAUUAGCUUCCGACCUCGUUAUUUUUCAAAGUCGGAUAUUACUUUAACCAUGAACCCAAAAGUACUUAUAUGGUAUGUAAUGUGAAUGAUUUGGUUAUAUCUUUUUUGCUUAGUCACUUUUCCUCAUCCUCAGUUUUUGCUCCAAGGUUAAGAGUUCGAAACUAUUUUUCUUUAAGAUAUUCUAGCCUCGAUCUCGAGUUAUUUCGAAAUAGGUUUAGGUUCCUACUUACCAUCGAUUAGUUUUUUGGUUGGUUUGUUCCAAACCUGUUAAGUUUGCACAUCUGGUUAACUCCAAAUGUUUUCGGUUUUUGAUAAUUCGGUUAUGUCCGAACUGUCUAAGCUCGCGUAUCUGGUUCCAUCCAAAUACUUUAUAUGUUUUUGAUAAUUCGGUUAUGUCCGAACUAUCUAAGCUCGCGUAUCUGGUUACAUCCAAAUACUUUAUGUCUUUGAUAAUUCGGUUAUGUCCGAACUAUCUAAGCUCGCGUAUCUGGUUAUAUCCAAAUACUUUAUAUGUUUUUUAUAAUUCGGUUAUGUCCGAACUAUCUAAGCUCGCGUAUCUGGUUACAUCCAAACACUUUAUAUAUUUUUUAUUUUUUAAGCUGAUGGUAUAUCUACCGUUGAUGCCCCCUUAAUAUCCUAUGAGUGUGACCAUAGGUUAUUAAAUUAAGAGAGAUUGCAAAAAUAAAAAAUAAACAGAGAUAAUAUACUAAAUGAAAUAAAUCUUUAUUUGAUGGUAAUCAAAAGGCAAACAAACUAAUACAAAUAGAAACUCAUGGUUAUAGGCAACACUUUUCCUACACUACUGAUAGUAAGGUCUAAGGUGUUCGCCAUUCCAUGCUCGGGGUACUAGGCUCCCGUCCAAUCUCGCAAGUUUGUACACACCAGGUCGGAUGACUGACUCUAUCUGGUAUGGUCCUUCCCAAUUCGGCUCGAGCACUCCAGCUGCCGGAUCUCGAGUUGCCAAGAAUACGCGUCUCAACACCAGAUCUCCCAUUCUGAACUUUCGAUCUUGAACCCUCUUGUUGAAAUAUCUGGUAGUUCGUUGCUGGUAGGCAGCAUUUCUUAGCUGAGCCUCUUCUCUUUUUUCUUCAAUCAAGUCUAAGGUUUCCUCGAGCUGAGUAUGGUUUGAACUUUGGUCGUAAAUCUGAGUUCGGAUCGUAGGGAUUUCGACUUUUAUGGGCAACAUUGCCUCGCAGCCGUAUGCUAGAGAGAACGGGGUAUGUCCUGUUGAGGUUCGAGCCGUGGUCCUGUAUCCCCAAAGGACUUGGGGCAAUUCUUCGGGCCACCGUCCCUUUGCUUCCUCCAACUUUUUCUUUAAAGAACUCUUGAGAGUUUUGUUCACAGCUUCGACCUGGCCAUUCGCUUGAGGGUGAGCCACUGAUGAAAAACUAUUUAUUAUACCGUUCUUUUCACAAAAGUUGGUGAACAAGUCGCAAUCGAACUGGGUUCCGUUGUCGGACACGAUCUUUCUCGGCACUCCGUAUCGGCACACGAUGCUCUUUACAAUGAAAUCAAGGAUCUUCUUCGAGGUUAUGGUUGCCAAUGGUUCAGCCUCCGUCCAUUUUGUGAAAUAAUCCAUGGCGACUACAGCAUACUUCACUCCGCCCUUGCCAGUAGGGAGUGAGCCUAUGAGGUCGAUGCCCCAUACCGCAAAAGGCCAUGGGGAUGUCAACAUGGUCAGCUCGGAUGGUGGGGCUCGAGGUAUCGUGGCGAAUCUCUGGCAUUUGUCGCAUUUCUUCACAUAUUCGAAAGAAUCUGUUUUAAUGGUUGGCCAGAAAUAUCCCUGGAGUAUGAUUUUCUUGGACAGGCUAUGCCCCCCGGUGUGAUCUCCGCAAAACCCUUCAUGAAUUUCUUCAAUGAUUUUCUUAGCUUUGGGAGGGGUUACGCACCUGAGUAACGGCAUGGAAUAUCCCCAUCGGUACAGCCUUUCAUCCAAAAUUGUGUAACGGGGAAGUUGAUACAUCAACUUUCGAGCUUGGUUCCGAUCUUUUGGAAGAACUCCGUUUUCGAGAUAAUCAACCAUCGGGGUCAUCCAGGUCGGCUCUGUUUCGAUCAUACACACAUCUUCCUCUUCUGGCUCAUUAAUGCUAGGUGCCGAUAGGGUACAACAUUCAGUUCUUCAUUUUCGGCGGACGUGGCGAGUCGAGCUAAGGCAUCUGCAUUCGAGUUCUGCUCGCGGGGAACCUAUUCGAUUGUAUAGAAUUCGAAACACUCUAACGCUGAUUUUGCCUUCUCCAAAUAAGCUGCCAUUCUCGUGCCGCGAGCCUGGUAUUCACCCAAGAUUUGAUUAACCACUAGCUGGGAGUCACUGUAGCAAUGUAUAGCUUUAGCUUUGAGCUCCUUAGCUAUACGAAGUCCCGCGAGUAAAGCCUCGUAUUCGGCCUCAUUAUUCGACUCUUUGAAGCCAAAUCUUAGGGCAUAAUGAAAUCUUCUUCCUGCAGGGGUAACUAAAAUGACCCCUGCCCCUGCUCCAUUUUCAUUUGACGAGCCGUCGACGUAAAGUUUCCACAGCUCGUGGGCCGUGGUUAUUACCUCGUCGUCGGCUAUACCAGUACAUUCCACUAUAAAGUCCGCCAAUGCCUGUGCCUUAAUGGUCGUUCUCGGGUGGUAGGUGAUCUAGAACUGUCCGAGCUCAACAGCCCAUUUAAGAAGUCGACCUGAAGCUUCUGGUUUAGACAGGACUUGCCUAAGUGGUUGAUCAGUCAGCACAUGGAUGGGAUGUGCCUGAAAGUAGGGGCGGAGCUUACGAGAUGAAUGAAUUAGACUGAGCGCGAGUUUCUCCAUCAAUGGAUAUCUUGACUCUGCCCCCAGUAAUCUUUUACUGAUGUAAUAAACGGGUCUUUGCACCCUCUCUUCUUCUCGGACGAGCACUGCACUUAUAGCGUGUUCGGUAGUUGAAAGGUAUAGGUACAGUAUUUCCCCCAUUUCAGGUUUUGACAGGAUGGGUGGUUCUGCAAGGUGCUUUUUGAGCUCCUGAAAGGCCAGCUCGCAUUCCUCUGUCCAUUCAAACUUCUUACCUCCUCUCAGUCAGUUGAAAAAUGGAAGACCCCGAUCAGUAGACUUCGAGAUGAAUCUGCUUAGGGCUGCCAUCCUGCCAGUCAGACUUUGGACAUCCUUGUGCCUUCGAGGUGAGGGCAUGUCAAUCAGGGCCUUGAUCUUGUCGGGGUUAGCCUCGAUUCCACGAUAGUUCACAAUAAAGCCCAGAAAUUUUCCUGAGGAUACCCCAAAAGUGCACUUCUGAGGAUUUAGCUUCAUGUUGUAUUUCCUGAGCACGCCAAAGCACUCUUCGAGGUCAUCAACAUGGUUCUUGUUGAGUUGAGACUUUACAAGCAUCUCAUCAACAUAAACCUCCAUGUUGUUCCCUAUUUGUUCUGAAAACAUCAUGUUUACGAGCCGCUGGUAUGUGGCUCCAGCAUUCUUGAGCCCGAAUGGCAUGACAUUAUAGCAGUAUAGCCCUUUAUCCGUGAUGAAGCUCGUAUGUUCUUGGUCGGGGGAAUGCAUGGGAAUCUGGUUAUAUCCAGAAUAAGCAUCCAUGAACGACAUCAGGCCAUGCCCCGCCGUGGCAUCUACGAGCUGGUCAAUCCUUGGUAACGGAAAACAGUCUUUUGGGCAAGCUUUGUUGAGAUCUAAGUAGUCAAUACAGGUUCUCCACGUCCCAUUGGGCUUUGGGACCAACACCGGAUUGGCUACCCAGUCAGGGUAAAAGGCAUCCCUAAUGAAUUGGUUUUCCUUUAACCUGUCGACCUCCUCUUUUAACGCCUUCUUUCUGUCUUCGUCCAGCUGUCUUCGCUUUUGUUGCUUCAGAGGAAAGCUUUUGUCUAUGUUUAGUGCAUGGCUUGCUACAUUCGGGCUUAUCCCCACCAUGUCUGAGUGCGACCACGCGAAGACAUCCUUGUUUUUCUUCAAAAAACAAAUUAAUUGCUUUUUUGCCUCGUCUUGGAGGUGUUUUCCGACCUUCACCUUUUUCGAGGGAUCAGCUUCCUCGAGCUGAAUUUCUUCGAGCUCCUCUAAGGGUUCGAGGUCAACUUUCUCCUCAAUCCUUGGAUCGAUCUCUUCGGAAACCUCUAAGACCGUUCCGUCUUUGUUUUGUACGAUGACGAGUGCUUGAGCGUUCGUUUGUUUCUUUCCCCUCAAGGAGAUGCUAUAGCAUUCCCUCCCUGCCAAUUGGUCUCCUUUUAAUGUCCCAACUCCGCUAGGGGUCGGGAACUUAAGGGCCAGAUGCCUUACUGAUGAAACUGCCCCCAGCCCGACCAGGGCGGGUCUCCCGAGCAGCACAUUGUAGGCAGAUGGUAAGUCUACUACCAUGAACUCCAUUAUCUUGGUCACCGAGACUGGAUAGUCUCCCAAGGUCAUGGGGAGCUCAAUGGAUCCCAUACAGGCAGUUCCUUCUCCUGAAAAGUCGUACAAAGUAGUUGCACAUGCUUUCAGGUCGCAAAGGGAGAGUCCCAUCUUCUAGAGGGUUGCUUUAUAAAGGGUGUUGACUGAGCUCCCAUUAUCUAUGAGAACUCGGUGGACCCUUUUAUUGGCCAACUGAAGAGUAAUAACCAGCGGAUCAUGAUGAGGGAACUGAACAUGGGAGGCGUCUUCCUCGGUGAAGGUUAUUGGUUGUGUUUCAAUCCUCUGGCUUUUUGGUGCCCUAGGUUCGGGUUCAUAAGGAGACCCGUCCCAUGUCUUCAACUCAUUAACAUACCUUUUUUGGGCAUUCUUGCCCCCUCCUGCGAGAUGAGGCCCUCCCGAGAUGGUUAUUACAUCAUCUCCAUCUAUCGGCGGGGGCCUGUCUUCUUCCCGAGAUCGGGAGUUAUUGUUUUGUGUGGUCGGAGGCGCGGCUACUCUCUGGCUCGCGGCCGCCUGACCAGUAUUCUGGUUUUUGACAUAAUGCCGGAAGUAACCUCUCGAGAUCAACCCUUUGAUCUCGUCCUUCAGUUGUCGACAUUCAUCGGUUGUAUGUCCAGUGUCUCUGUGGAACUGACAAUAUUUACUGGAAUCCCUCUUGGAUUUUUUAUUUCUCAUCGGGUCUGAGCGCCUAAAAGGGACCUGGUUCUCAUUAGCCAGGUAUAUGUUCUCCCGAAACUCAUUGAGCUCAGUGUAUACUCUAUACACGGAGAAAUACCUCUCCCCUUUCUUUUUCUUUCCUCCCUCAGCUUCGGGGUUACUUCCUUCGUUCUUUUUCCUCUUGGAGGGGUUCUCCGUGGCAGGCUUUGGUGCUGCUGGGUCCGCCGAGGUUGAGGCAGAGUUGACGUUUAUCGUUGUAGUUUCGGACUGGGAGGUCGCUUUGAGCGUCGACCUCGCUUCCUCUACAUUGACAAACCUCUGUGCUCGUCUGUUAAACUCGGUUAUUGACCUUACCGGUUUCCCUUGCAUGUCGUCCCAAAGGGCACUUCCCGGUAAUACGCCAGCUCGGAUAGCCAUGAGGUGUCCACUGUCAUCCACAUCCCGAGCUUGGGCUACUUCCAGAUUGAAUCUUGUUAAGUAACUCUUUAGUGUUUCGCCCGGUUGUUGUCGGACGUUAGUUAAGGUGGAUGCUUCUGGUCUGACCCCCACCAUUGCUCUGAACUGCUUCUUAAAGUCUUUAGACAACUGCUCCCAUGAGGUUAUUGAGUGUCUCUUAUACUUUUCGAACCAACUUUUGGCAAGUCCUGCCAAUGAUGUUGGAAACAACAUGCACCUGAGCUCGUAACCCACGUUACUGGCUCUCAUGAUAGUGUUGAACGUGCUCAGGUGACUACACGGAUCGGUCUUUCCUUCAAACGUAGGGACGUGAGGAAUCCGAAACCCUUGAGGAAAUUGAGUGUCGGAAAUAUGGGGAGCAAAUGGCUCGAGCUCCUCAUCAGAGUCCUCAUAUCGACCAUUUCCUCGUUCAUUCUUUAAAAGCCUAAAGGCUCUUUCGAGCUGAUCGAUUCUUUCCUGGACUGGGUCAGUAGGAGGUGCUGUCUGGAACUGAUUGUCAUCGAUCGUGAUUCCAGGCUCGCGUCUCCGCAAGGGAUCUCUACGCCUAUUCAAGCGAUCCCUUAGGUUCGGAUUUGUUUGCUCUCCAUUACCCCAACUCUGGUUCAGGUGAUUUCGCAGGUCGGGACGAUUCUUGCGGCUUCCAGUGUUAUUACGAUCUCGGUCAUGUUUACUAACAGACCUGGUCUCUCCGGACUCAUCACUGGUGAAGCUCAUUGCUCGGUUAUUCCGUGACACUACAAGGAAAAAUGCUUUUAAUAACACCAAAAAUGUGUUAUCAAAACCUACGAUAACACUUUCUGAUGUGUUAAGACAGACUGUGUUAUCGUAGGUCAGGGUACUUACCAUAACACUUUAUCAGUCUUAUACAGGUGUGUUAUUGUACUGUCAACGAUAACACAAUUUCUGUGUUAUUUUAAUAUAUAGAUAAGUGUUGAAUUAUGUUAUUUAUAGUCGAUACUAUAACACUUUUUUUGUGUUAUACUACACUUUAGUAUAACACUUUUUUUGUGUUAUACUACACUUUACUAUAACACUGUUUUUGUGUUAUACUACACUUUACUAUAACACUUUUUUUGUGUUAUACUACACUUUAGUAUAACACAUUAUUUGUGUUAUAUAAUGAA
This is a messenger RNA of Humulus lupulus (European hop), 9512 nucleotides long. RefSeq lists its product as uncharacterized. The record is from RefSeq and is a predicted model, not a curated record. The transcript is spliced from 9 exons. NCBI's taxonomy places the organism in Eukaryota, Viridiplantae, Streptophyta, Magnoliopsida, Rosales, Cannabaceae. Bases 560 to 1519 code for a protein of 319 amino acids.